AUGGAGACAAAGUCGAGGGCAAUCGUUCAUUACUAUGCAGCCAAGUAUGCCAACAAAAGCCCCAACCUACUAGGAACCACCUUGGAGGAGAGAGCCCUAAUUGAUCAAUGGCUUGAAGUAGAAGCUAACAACUUCAAUGACUUGGUGUUCACUAUGGUGCUUCAUCUUGUGAUCCUUCCGGGGAUGGGGCAAUGUGGCGACAUGGCAUUGGUCCACAGCUCCGAGAACAAGCUCAAAAAAGUGCUCGACGUGUACGAGGAAAGGUUGUCGAAGAGCAAGUACCUUGCCGGAGACUCCUUCUCCCUCGCCGACCUAAGCCACCUUCCCGCCAUUAGGUAUCUCGUGAAUGAGGCUGGGAAGGGGCACUUGGUGAGGGAGAGGAAGAAUGUAAAUGACUGGUGGAUGGAUAUCUCAAGCCGCCCUUCUUGGAAGAAAGUCGUGAAAAUGAUGUAUUGACUACUUGCUAUGCUUGGUUGCUUAUUUUUGUGUGCUUUUGUUCAACCUUAGUGACCUAAG
Cornus florida is the source of this 516-nucleotide messenger RNA. Its product is annotated as glutathione S-transferase F11-like. The transcript has 3 exons. The record is from RefSeq and is a predicted model, not a curated record. Gene Ontology annotation, cellular component: cytoplasm. Bases 1 to 456 code for a protein of 151 amino acids. Gene Ontology annotation, molecular function: glutathione binding; glutathione transferase activity. Lineage: Eukaryota; Viridiplantae; Streptophyta; Magnoliopsida; Cornales; Cornaceae.